Entamoeba invadens IP1 is the source of this 2103-nucleotide messenger RNA. RefSeq names its product beige/beach domain containing protein. Lineage: Eukaryota; Evosea; Mastigamoebida; Endamoebidae. The record is from RefSeq and is a predicted model, not a curated record. Gene Ontology annotation, molecular function: protein binding. The annotation marks the transcript as partial. The transcript is spliced from 2 exons.
AACAUGGUGGAGUGCGAUUGGGUGACACCAAAAGCUUUUGAGUAUGUCAAGAACUUCCAAGGACCUAUCGUUAUUCCAAUCAUAUUUGAAAUAACGGACAAAGAGGUAGUAGUCACCCCAAACUUUCCAUUAGAGACUUCAGAAAAGUACUUACAACUGUUCAGAUAUGAAUUGAAAGAUAUCAAAGAAGUGUUAAUGAAACGGUACGUCACGGUGUUCAAUGGCCUUGAGAUAUACUUCCCCAAUCACUCCGAAUACUUUGUCUUCCAGAACGAACUUGUUGCAAAGAGAGUGUAUUUCCGCCUCUUAUUAUCCACCAAUUUACUCGAUGAAACCCUUGAAGAAAAGGUUAACAAAGCAUCAGAGAAGUGGGCAAAUGGUAAAAUGAGCAACUUCGAGUAUUUGAUGCGACUGAAUGAGUUGGCAAGUCGCUCGUAUAAUGAUAUGAGUCACUACCCCAUCUUUCCAUGGGUGAUUCAAGACUAUACAAGCACACAUUUGGACUUGAAUAACCCAUCAAUAUAUCGUCCUUUGGACUUACCGAUCCCUUGUGUAAACUUCAAACGCCAUCGAGAUGAGAUGAAACGAUUUGAUGAGUUGUUUGGUGAGUGUGGUGCGAUCAAAGACCAAGAGAAGUACAUGUACUCGACAUUUUACUCGGCGUGUGAUUAUGUCUUCCACUUCCUUGUUCGCGUUGAGCCGUUCACUUCGAUGUUCAUUAAAAUGAACGAAAAUCACUACGACCGCCCAGAGAGAAUGUUUUACUCUGUCGGACACACAUGGGACAUCUGUAUGAGUUCCACCCAAUGUAACAUCGAGCUUAUUCCAGAGUUCUUCUAUUUACCCGACUUCUUAAAGAACGAAAAUUUAUUCAAUUUUGGUGUGAAUCCAGUCACUAAUAGUCAAGUCGGCGAUGUCUCUCUGCCCCCUUGGGCUAAGAGCCCAGAGGAGUUCAUUCAACUGAAUCAUCAAGCGUUGGAGUCGCCACUCAUUUCCGCGACUUUAAAUCGGUGGAUCGACUUGAUAUUUGGGUAUAAGAGUUGUGGCGAAGAAGCACUCAAAGCGGAUAACCUGUACCACCCGUCAUGUUAUGUCACCGAACAAGUGCGGACUGCGGAAGAAAAUGAUGUCUUGAUGAAACGAGCACUCUUCAGUGGACAAGUCCCCGUCCAGUUAUUUAAAAAAAGCCACAUUGAGAGGAAAUACCAGAUGCCAUUAAUAGUCGAUGUGUGUAAAGAGAGUUGUCUGAGCGAAGAAUUUAAAAGCGGAGAAGAAAUUGUUUCUGUCUGUUUGGAAGAGAAGGGGAUGAUGGUGUUCACUGAGAAAAAUACAAUGAGAGUACCAGGGCUGCUUAGUCUCACCCAUAAAAAGAAUAACAUUGGGAGUAAAAAAGGUGAGAAGAAGUGGUAUUCGUAUGAUAAGAAGUAUAGCAUUAGCCUAAUAUGUGGUGUUGUUCGAGUUUUUAGUGAUACUAAAAAUUACACAUUGAAGUGCAGUGAGGUGAGUGAAUGUGAGGUAAUCAUGUAUGAGGAACACAACUACUUGAUAUUUGGGUGUGUCGACUCGUUACUUGGUGUUGUCGAACUUGGCUUUGAAACGCCAGUAUACCUCAAUGCACAUGUUGAGAAAAUCAGUUGCAUUUGCUUUGAGGAGAGUAGUGGUGUUUUGGUGAUUGGCGAUGUUGGUGGAGUUGUUUCGUGUUACAGGUGUGGUACUUGGCGUUAUUUGUGGCACAUCGCACUUGGAGACAAAUGGAAGAAUACGAUAGUGUCGGUGGUAGUAGUCGACCAGUACAUUUAUGUGAUGACGGAAGGCGGGAUGUUUAGUUUGUCUAUGAAAGGAAAAGUCGUCAGCUUUUUGGAUUUUGUCGGGCGCAAGUUAGUGAAGUCGUUUGUGCCAUUUACUGUUUGUGUAGUUGCAAAGAACAACGAGUUAUGUUUUGUGUCCACAGUACAACUUAGUUGUUUACCAAUUGAAGUUGAUAUGCCAGACCUCUCAGAAGAGAUUGUGGUUAACGUUUUCUUCAAAUUUAAUUCUGUUUAUAUGAUUACAGAGUCUGGUAGAAUUGUCAGAAUAUAUAUGAAAAUGUUUGAGAAUAAAUAA